AUGCAAAACACCCUAAAACAGAUCAAAGGAAUUUCUCCACACAACAAUAUAAUUGUCACAUAACAACCCACACAGUAGUAGCCCUAACCUUGGCCGAAUAGUUUAGUUUUGGGAUAGCAGCAGGAAUUGUCGACGAAUUAAGGCAAUAAUAACAUUGUUUUAAAUAAUAAUCUUCCAAGUAACAACAACAAUAAUCUAGUUAACAAUAAUAAUUAAAUGCAAAUAGAAGAGCCCGCAGCUGCAUCAAUAUUAGAUACAAGUAAGUUAUAAGGAAUGGUUUUGGGAGAGUAGUAUUAAUUGAUUGAGAAGUUAGGUAGUGGCGCUUUUGGUGUCAUUUAUAAAACAAAAGAUCUGAAGGAGGAUGGCGUUUUUUAUGGCUGCAAAGUAGAAAGAGCUGACGCCAAGCAUCCUCAAAUUAUUUAUGAAGCCAGAUUAUAUAACUAUUUGCACAAUAAUCCGAAUAAGCCAGCUAUUGGCAUACCUAAAUGCUACCACUUUGAUAAGCAAGGCAAUUAUAAUUUUAUGAUUAUGGAUUUGUUGGGAAGCUCUUUGGAGCAGCUUUUUUGUUAAUGUUAAAGAUAAUUCCAUUUAAAAACGGUUCUCAUGCUCGCAGAUUAGAUGAUCUAGCGAGUUGAGUACCUCCACAAUCGAAAUUUUCUUCAUAGAGACAUCAAGCCUGAUAACUUUCUCAUGGGUUUGGGCAAAAGAGAAGGUAGAGUAUAUAUGAUUGAUUUCGGCUUAGCCAAAAGAUAUAUUAGAGACAGCGAACAUAUUUAGUAUAGAGAUGGUAAAAAUUUAACAGGUACUGCUAGAUAUGCUUCAACAAAUACGCAUAAGGGAAUAGAGCAAUCUAGGAGAGACGAUUUAGAAAGUCUCGCGUAUGUUUUUCUCUACUUUCUUAAGGGCUAAUUGCCUUGGUAAAAUAUUAGGGCAAAAGAUAAGAAGGAAAAAUAUGAAAAGAUUAAAAAUAAAAAGGAAUCUACUUCAGUAGAUGAAUUAUGUUUUGGAUUACCUUCAGAAUUUGCAUGGUUUCUCAGUUAUGCAAAAUCUCUUUAAUUCACAGAUAAGCCUGAUUAUGCUAAGUGUAGAAAUGUUUUUAAAGAACUCAUGCUAAAAAAUGGAUUUGAGUAUGAUUAAAUGUGGGAUUGGAAAAUUAAAGACCAGAAAAAUAUUGCAAUAAUUAAAAAUUCUCCGACAUUAAACUCAGCUAAUGUUAUCAGUAACAAUAAUAAUGCAGCUGCAAUUGCAGUAGCUGGAAAUUUGAAUCCUAAUAUUGCUGUUAAUGUAAAUUCAAACGGAAAUGGAAAUAAUUUGUUACUGUUAAAUAAAAAAGUGCAUUAACAACAACAGCAGCAACAAAGUAAUACUGUAAAUAAUAAUUAAAAUGCUAUUUAAAAUGGUAGAAACUAAAUAUCUCCAUAAUAGCUAAUAUAGCAACAACCUGAAUAUCCAUCUUAGCCAUAAAACGCCAAUUAGAUAUUAAUGAAUUCUUCUUAAAAUCAGAUUCUAAUGAAUUCUUCUCAAAAUUAAAUCUUAAUGAAUUCCUCAUAAAAUUAGACUUAAAUUCUAAAUCCUUCUUUAAAUCCAUCAUCUUUGUAGCAUUAGUAACAACAGCCAAAUUCUCUUAACUUAAUUAAUUAGUAGCAAACUAUAUAGAGAGUUAAAUAUUAUUAAAACAACAAUAACACUGGAUUAAAUAUAAGCCAAGAUAACAUCAAUAAUCCCAUUAAUGCUGCUUCUAAUUUUUAAAGAACUUCUCAUUUUCAAUAGUCUCCAUAACCAUAAUAGAUAUAAUAAAAUCAAAUAAAUUAGCAUUCCCCUCAGUAAUACCACUAGUAUUCCUAGUAAAAAUACAAUUUAGUCAAUGAAAUGAAUUACAAGCAAGAAAAUCUACCCAAUCCUUCAUAUUUGUAAAAUAAUAUAGCAAUAGCUACUCAACAGCAGCUAAGUAAUAGCCAAUAUUUAAAUUAACAAAAAUAGAUUUAUAUGAAUAGCAGCGGGAACAACAACAUCAUAAAUAGUAGCAAUAAUGGCACAAAUAAUAAUGGUGUCUCUAAUUAAAAUAAUUUAUAAUAGCAAAAUUAAUACUAUUUUGAUAACAAUCCUUCUCUCUUGAAUUACUUAAAUAAUGCUCAAUAUCUUUAAUAAUAACAACAACAACAAUAAUAGUAGUAAUAAUAAUAAUAGUAAUAGUAAUAAUAAUAGCAACAAUAGUAAUCCCAACAUCAAGUUUAGGUACCUAAUUAAGAGCAUUUCAUUUAUGCAAAUAGUAAAUAGCCUGUUCAAAGUAAUGCGAAUGCAAAUAUUUAAAGCAGCUAAAACGGCAUAUAAAAUAUUCUCAACAGUUCAAAUUAAAUAAUUUUAACUGAUGCUUAGUAGCAACAACUCAUUUAUCAGUAAUAGUAAUAUUUAGAAUCUUAGAACUAGCGAGGAGGAGUAAACAUAAAGAUGAAAAAUACUGCUUAAUUGCCAAUAAACCAAUAAACAACUUCUGCUUUAGCAAAAUAAGGUAAUUCAAUAAUUAAUAACAAUUACUACAACAACUAUUUACUUUAGUAAAUGCAGCAAUAGUAGCAGUAGUAAUAAUAGCAACAAUAACAACAGCAGUAAGGCAACUUGGGUAAAAGUGGCUAUUUUGGUAGUCCUAAUAUAAAUAUAAAUAGUGCUCCAAACAAUAUAAUUAGUAAUCCAGCAUAAAAUAUGAAUAGCAAUAGUCUAAACAAUAGCAAUAUUAGUAAUAGCAACCAAUAAUUUAUCUAUAAUAAUCAACCCUAGCCUGUGUCUAGCAUUUAAGCAAACAAUGCAAUGUAAAAUUAUUUUAAUACUCCUAAUUUUAGCUAAUAAUAGAUAGUGAUGAAUCAAAAUACCAACCCAAAUAAUUUUGUAGCUAACAUAGUGAAUAAUAGAAACAUUAGUAGAGAAAACAAUAACUUAAAUAAUUCCAAUAAUAUUAAUGUUAAUUAUUAAAACUACUCUAAAUUAUAAUGA
Tetrahymena thermophila SB210 is the source of this 2988-nucleotide messenger RNA. RefSeq names its product protein kinase. Gene Ontology annotation, biological process: signal transduction; peptidyl-serine phosphorylation; endocytosis. Gene Ontology annotation, cellular component: nucleus; cytoplasm. The record is from RefSeq and is a predicted model, not a curated record. The transcript is spliced from 2 exons. Gene Ontology annotation, molecular function: ATP binding; protein serine/threonine kinase activity. Lineage: Eukaryota; Ciliophora; Oligohymenophorea; Hymenostomatida; Tetrahymenidae.